AUGGGUGUCAAACGAGGGGACGACAGUCUCGCCGAAAGUCAGUCUGGUGUGGUCGAUUGGGAUGGCCCCCAAGAUCCAGAACAUCCUUUCAACUGGCCCCAAAAGCAACGGGCUAUUCACAUCGGACUGGUGACUUUUAUUAACUUCGUUUUGAAUCUUGCCGCCACCCUCUUUGCUCCAGCUGCCCAAAAUCUUGCUGUUGACUUCUCCGUUACCGACUCGACCGUUCUCUCGCUCACCGUAUCCAUAUAUCUCUUGGGCUUCGCCGUGGGGCCUCUCGUCGUGGCGCCACUAUCCGAGGUUUACGGCCGUCUUUGGGUUUACCACAUCGUCGGUCCCAUCAUCGGUGGCUUCGUGGCUGAUAAUCUUGGUUGGCGAUGGACCCUAUGGAUUGUUUGCAUCGUUUCUGGCAUCAGUACUACUCUCUGCUUCCUGUUCAUGAAAGAGACGUACGCCCCAGUCUUGCUAGCCGCAAAGGCACGUCGCUUGCAGAAAGAACCCGGGAAUGUAAGCGAAAGCACGGAAUUUACCAAGCCUACGACGCUCUUGUUGCGCGCAUUCGUACGCCCAACUAAGAUGCUUUUUUUGAGUCCCGUGGUGUUUGGACUUUCCUUAUUCAACGCCAUGGUUUUCGGUCUGAUCUACCUUCUUUUCACGACUUUCCCCAGCGUCUGGCGUGCCCAGUAUGGAUUCAGCGCAGGGAUAUCCGGCCUUUGUUAUCUCGGUCUUGGCGUUGGUAUGAUAUUGGCCAUCGGCGUUUUCGGUGCCUUGAGCGACCGACUUCUUGAGGCAAAACGAAAGAACGGUGAAGCCCAGCCUGAACAUCGGCUUCCUCUCAUGAUAUGGACCUCUCCCUUUCUUCCAGCCGGCCUCUUUUGGUAUGGAUGGGCUGCUGAAGCCAACAUCCACUGGAUGGUGCCUAUCGUAGGAACAUCCCUCAUCGGUUUUGGAGGUUAUUUCAUUGUGAUGCCUUCUCAACUCUACCUUGUGGAUGCUUUUGGAGCUCAAGGUGCAGCGUCGGCCCUAGCAGCUCUCUCCGUCCUUCGAUUUAUCUUUGGAUGCUUUCUUCCCCUAGCAGGACCAGCUCUUUAUAACGAUCUUGGACUUGGAUGGGGCAACUCUGUUCUAGGAUUCAUCGCCGUGGCGUUCAUACCUGUUCCUAUCGCUUUUUACAAGUGCGGAGGCUUUCUUCGCGAGCGGUUCCAAGUCAAGCUCUGA
Scedosporium apiospermum is the source of this 1218-nucleotide messenger RNA. RefSeq lists its product as uncharacterized. NCBI's taxonomy places the organism in Eukaryota, Fungi, Ascomycota, Sordariomycetes, Microascales, Microascaceae. The coding region runs from base 1 to 1218 and encodes 405 amino acids. Gene Ontology annotation, molecular function: transmembrane transporter activity. The record is from RefSeq and is a predicted model, not a curated record. Gene Ontology annotation, biological process: transmembrane transport. The transcript has 5 exons.